Molecule: messenger RNA, 5437 nt
Organism: Coregonus clupeaformis (lake whitefish)
Lineage: Eukaryota; Metazoa; Chordata; Actinopteri; Salmoniformes; Salmonidae
Product: retinoic acid receptor RXR-alpha-A
Exons: 11
Coding region: 246-1853 (535 amino acids)
Biological process (GO): response to retinoic acid; positive regulation of transcription by RNA polymerase II; retinoic acid receptor signaling pathway
Cellular component (GO): nucleus; RNA polymerase II transcription regulator complex
Molecular function (GO): nuclear receptor activity; nuclear steroid receptor activity; zinc ion binding
Source: RefSeq, a predicted model, not a curated record
UCGCGGGUCCCUUUUGCAGUGCGGAUCCAGUAGUUGGGAGUUCUAACUAAAAAGAGAGGAGCGCAAGGAGUGAGCAAACUGAAGUAGAAACAUUAGCUGAAUUUUGACACUAACGAACGUCGUUUUUGAAAGACUGUCACUUUUACUGCCCAGGAUCCAUCUUCCAGCCCUGUAGAAUAACGCCCUUGUUUCCCGCCUGAAAACUCACACGGUCGUGUCAGCUGGCAUGAGCUAACCCACCAGACAUGGAAACCAAACCUUUCUUGUCAUUGGGGUUCCUGAAGCCCCAGUGCUCGCUGGCUCCGCCCCCCCAGCGAGGACGCUCGGGGGAGGCCUGCUCCUGUUUCACCGGCAUGUGUCACCUCCACCAGCGCCGGAUAUCUACAGGUAACACUCAACGCCAUCUCCACAUCCCCUCGCCAUCUGCCCCGUCAUGGCAGACUCAGCACCUGGGAAGACACCUUUAUGAAAUAAAUUCAUCAGGUCAGGUGACCUCGUCUCCCCUGGGCUCUCCCACAUCCCACCGGGGCAUGCACCCAUCCCUGCUCAGCCCGUCCUCAAUGGGACCCUCGGGCUCCCUGCACUCUCCCAUCAGCACCCUGAGUUCUCCCAUGAACGGUCUGGGCUCGCCAUUCUCUGUCAUCAGCUCCCCCAUGGGCCCACACUCCAUGUCCUCACCUUGCAUGGGCUACGGCCCCAGUGUCAGCCCCCAGAUGUUCCAGCUGAACUCCCAGAUGAACUCGGUCAGCAGCUCGGAGGACAUCAAGCCCCCGCUGGGUCUCAACGGGGUGAUGAAGGUGCCCGCCCAGCCCUCACAAGGGUGCACGCCCCUCUCCCUCACCAAACAUAUCUGUGCCAUCUGCGGGGACCGCUCGUCAGGUAAACACUAUGGAGUGUAUAGCUGCGAGGGCUGUAAAGGCUUCUUCAAGAGAACAGUGCGGAAGGACCUGACCUAUACCUGCCGCGACAACAAGGACUGUCUGAUCGACAAGCGCCAGCGCAACCGCUGUCAGUACUGCCGCUACCAGAAAUGUCUGGCCUGUGGAAUGAAGAGAGAAGUUUUGUUACACUCAGCCGUCCAGGAGGAGCGCCAGCGGGCCAAAGAACGCAGUGAGAACGAGGUGGAGUCCACCAGCAGCGUCAACGAGGACAUGCCUGUGGAGAAGGUCCUCGAGGCAGAGCUCGCUGUGGAACCCAAGACAGAGACCUACAUCGAGACCAACCUGGGCAUGCCAUCCAACUCGCCCAACGACCCGGUGACUAACAUCUGCCAAGCAGCCGACAAGCAGCUCUUCACGCUGGUGGAGUGGGCCAAGAGGAUCCCCCACUUCUCUGAGCUGCCCCUGGACGACCAGGUCAUCCUCCUACGAGCAGGGUGGAACGAGCUCCUCAUCGCAUCCUUCUCGCACCGUUCGAUAGCGGUGAAAGAUGGGAUCCUCCUGGCAACAGGGCUACACGUCCAUCGUAACAGCGCCCACAGUGCUGGAGUGGGAGCCAUAUUUGACAGAGUGCUCACAGAACUGGUGUCCAAGAUGAGAGACAUGCAGAUGGACAAGACAGAGCUGGGUUGCCUUCGGGCCAUUGUCCUCUUCAACCCAGACUCUAAAGGCUUGUCAAACCCAGGCGAGGUGGAGGCUUUGAGAGAGAAGGUCUACGCCUCUCUGGAGGCCUACUGCAAACAGAAAUACCCAGAUCAGCCUGGCAGGUUUGCCAAGUUGUUGCUGCGGUUACCAGCCCUGCGCUCCAUUGGUCUGAAGUGUCUGGAGCACCUGUUCUUUUUCAAGCUCAUCGGGGACACGCCCAUCGACACCUUCCUCAUGGAGAUGCUAGAGGCGCCCCACCAAAUGACAUAACUGCAGGCGGGGCGUCACCCGUGUUCCCCUCGCCCCCUCCGCCCCUAACCCCCCUGGACACUAUUCCCCCUUGAGAGACAUAUGUGUCCCCCCCCCUUCUACCCUCUUUGAUGUGUUUCAAAAAAAAAGUUCAAUGUCUAUGGGUCUGUUUUAUAUAUUGUACAAAUAUAUAAAUCUAAAUAUAUAUAUAUAACUCAUGAGAGGAAUUGAGAGACAACGAUGGACUGGAGAUGAAACGGACCGAGGAGAAAAUAAGUGUUUUAAGCCAUUGUUCUGUAAGGUGAAACAACAACAGAGAAGACCAGGUGCAACACGUAGCUGUUUGCAGGUGUAUUUUUAACUGUGGCGAUUUCAUCAUAGGAUGCUCAGCAGCGUAGUAAUUGGGACAAUCGUGUUUUGGACUUGUUGAAGAGAGGCGGGGCUGCAUAGUCUGUCCCUGGCUCUGAUUGGAGCCGUCUCAAUUUUAGAACUAACUUAAUGUUCUGUGUGCAGAGGGGAGGAGCCAGGCCCGGUCUUGUCUGGUCCAAUCCGGUCAAGUCUUGUCCGAUUCAAUCCGGACUGGUCCGGUUGGGUCUGUUUUGAGGUGUAUUGUAGAAAAGGACUCAGAGGUGAGACCAUGCAGAUAAACGGUGCUCCACUCAGGUCUCUGAACCCAAACUAAGCCGUUUCUCCACAUCUCCUUAUUCUAUUAGCACUGUGUGAACAUAAGAGGAAAGACAAUACGUCACUACAUUGGUCCAGUGUUCAGAGGCUCAUAUAGCUUUAGAGACUGAUUGGAGUGAAAGCCUGCAGUGUGGCCUCUUUGGACCAGAGCUGGAUGACCUUCAUGUGGCCUAGUCUGUCUGCACAGAGAAGCUUUAGGCACAGUGUGUAUCUGGAGUCACCCUUACAUAGGCCCUAUACUACAUGUGCAUUACUGUGUGCUCUGGAAGGUUGACACAGGAAGGAAAGCAAACAGAUGUAUGUUUUCAUACUACAAGUAUUUUUCCUUUUUCCUGUCUUGAGUUAAGGUGACCACAAAAUGAAGAAGAAAUAUACAGAUGGUUUGACUGAACUGUACUGUAAGGAAAUAGUGUCCGCUGAUCUGAACUGUGCUUUUUAAAGUGAUGCCAUGUCUUCGUCAUGUCUCCCUCCACCUCUGACACCUUUUGUUUCCACUCUUCUGUGAAUUUCAACACACCAUGAUUGACCUUCACACAGCAACCAAGCAUACUGUUCCUCACAGUGUAACCUAGCUUUAGAAUGGCCUUUGACCUGUACUGGACAUUACAACCACAUACAGUAUUGAUGGUAUAUGUUUAAGAAUUUGCAAAACAAUUUGCAAUUACCUCUGUUUUCAUCACCCCCCUAGACAGCCCCAUGUCAAACAGUUAUUGGGAGAAGUGCUUCAAUACAUUCAUGUUCAUGGCUAGAUGUUCUCUUAUUUCUUGCCACUUAACCUAUUGCGGAGCCCAUGCUGCUCCAUUGCGAUCUCACCUCUGGGGCAGCCAGACCAGGCUGAGGCCCAGGCCAUCCAUCCAUCCACUCUGACUGGAGGAUGUGGGCCUGGUGAAGACAGAGACCGUUGACUGCUCCACUGCCCAGCCUCCCCUCACCCUCAGAGGGAUCCAUUGCCUGCACUUCUGUGGACAACACAGUUUCAUUUAAGUAAAAUUGAAAUGUUAAAUAUGUAAUGUUAUGUAUAAAUCUGCUAUAUGCCCAUAUUGCGCUUUUUUUCUUUCUAUGCUGCAAGCUGCUGCAUAACUAUGCAUCUAGCGUUUUUUUCCAAAGAUCGUCCAUAGAUAGUAUGGUUUGUUCUUAUUAUAAAGGGGUGGCUAAACCCUGUCAUGUAUGACAGCAGACUGAUUUGGAUUUCAAUCAACUCUAGCAGAGAUCCAGGACCGAGUUUGGCAGUCCACAUUAUGAUAGCAGACUAGGGAGAGCCAGAGAGAAACAGACUAGAACAUUUGCUUUGAGAUAGAAGAGGGUUUGACCAGCGAGAAUAGGGAAUUUGGUGACUAUGGGAGAGCUGUGACUUCCCCCUAGUGGAAGAGAUGCAGCACUGUAACAUUACUUGAAUUUUGUACAAGUAUUUAAUCAGAAAUUGCACUUUUUCAUGACAUUAUCAAUGUUCAUUUUUGUCUUUGGUCAGUCAAAACCUCAAUGUGUUUGCUCACAGAAAGAUUGAAUGAGUGACAAUAACCUCAGCAGGAUUGAUUGACACGUCCUUAGUCCAAAUCUAGCUCAUGUAUUUUAGAGAGGUGAUUGCAUUUUCAUUAGGUCUUAUUUUAAACUAUUCAGGAGACAGAAAAAAUUACUGCGGUGUUAAGGCCAAUUCUGUCUUAACAGUAUUUUUAUCAAGACUAAUCGUAAUUGUCUGUAAAAAAAAAAAAAAAAAAAUUCAAUGAAUUGACUCAUUGUUCAAAUGAUUCCAAUUUAAGCACUAGUAAAAGUAGUUAUCUGGAAAUUGCCUUCUCUGGAACAUGAGUAGGUAAAAUCAAACUGUUUGCACCUCAACAAACAUUUCAGAAAAAUAACCACAUGCAUUUUGAUGAUUCAUUUAUUUGCAAACAAGUUUGUCCAACUUUUUAGAUGUACACCUAAUAUACACCUGCUCACUUGUCUGUCUCCUUUUCUGCGCUUGAUCAGGUUAAUGUGAUUUGAGACCCCAGGUAUAUACUGUACGUUAAAGCCAUACGCAGAUGUGCAAGCUCGCUCACUCCUGCAGGGAAUGGACAGAGAAGGGUCCUCUGGACUGAUACAGAAAUGAUUACUUAGAAUGAAUAGCUACAGAAAAUGCUUUAUAUACCAUAAAGCUAUAUUUUGUCUAUAUGUGUAUAUAUUUAUAAAUAUCUAUAAAUCCGUUCUGUAAGUGUUUCCAGUUAAUUUAGCAACAGGGAGACAAGUAGUUCAGUUAAAACUGAGCCAGACCAGAUUUUUUUCAAAUGCCAUGUUUUUUUUGCAUUGACCUUGAUUCUCUAAAAGCAAAAGUAAGCAAAAGUAAAUCAACCAGCAUAAUACCAGCAGCGCAAAGCCCUAACCCUCACCAGCUAACAUCUGUUCUAUAUGGGACCUGAAAACAGCAGAACAUCUGGUUAUUACACACAAAAGACAUGAAGCCCUCCAAAGUCGACUUGUUGCUUAGCUACUUGUAUGUUCAACAAUGUUAUCAGGAAACACUGAGCUCAUGACACAAUCACAGCUUUCUUUGUCGCAUUCAGUAAAAUGUCAAGAAAAAACACACUUCUUGAUAUAUAUUUUUGUACAAAGGUAAUUUUAUCCCUUGCUUAUGUACUCUGUACCUCCCAUUUUCCUCCCGUGGGCUGUUGUAUACAUUGUUUGUGUAAAUGUUGAUUUAAAAUGGGGAAGAAAAUAAAUCAGACCUAAUGGACUGAGUGAGCAGAGUGGUUGCCGUGACACCCUGGUAACUGUCGCCUAUACUUUGCCUUUUCUGGCCUAUCGAUACAAUAUGGGAUUGUCCUCUCAUUACAUUUUUGUCCAUUUUUAACGAGAUGGAAAACGUCAUCUGUUCUUUGUGGGUUGUUCUCCGAUAUUCUAUCUUUCAUGGAAAGACAAAAAGAUUAUAAAAAAAAUCUAAAAGUAAA